Molecule: messenger RNA, 958 nt
Organism: Sphaeramia orbicularis (orbiculate cardinalfish)
Lineage: Eukaryota; Metazoa; Chordata; Actinopteri; Kurtiformes; Apogonidae
Product: zymogen granule membrane protein 16-like
Exons: 4
Coding region: 114-647 (177 amino acids)
Source: RefSeq, a predicted model, not a curated record
GGUAGUGCACCAGUAGAACCAGAGCAGGUGGAAGGACACACACUGGAGAGGAGGCAACAUCACUGGACACUUUAACGGCGCAACGUUAUAAUUUGAUCACAGUUCCAGGAAGAAUGCAUUACGUCGUCGUCUUCGCUCUGCUCCCAGCAUGCAUCUUGGUUGCUCAGGCAGCCUCCUUCUACUCGGCACCAGAGGGGUCAGAACCCACCUACUCCUUCUCCUCACCAGUGGGCUCAGGGAGCGGCUCUUCAUAUGUUCUGUCUGGAGAAGGUCGGAUCACGGCUGUCCGAGUGUGGGAGAACUACAACAACUAUAUUUACGGCAUCCAGAUCCGCCACGGCUUCACCUGGUCCAGUGUUGCUGGUUACAGUUAUGGAACUCCCCAGGAGAUUGAGCUGCGUGAAAAUGAAGCCAUCAUCCAGAUUUCUGGGAAAUACGCUCACUACCUGCGGUCUCUUAUUUUCACCACCAACCAAGGCCGUACGCUGUAUGCAGGUCAGCCCUAUGGCCACUCUUUCAACAUGUACCCCGAGCAUCCACAGGCUGAGCUGCUGUUCGUCAGUGGACGCUAUCAUGGAGCCCUGACCGCCAUCGCAGCGCACUGGGGCACUCCUGGGUCAUUUAUAAGCAACAGCACCAGGCACUGAGAGGGAGUUAAUGUUGAAGUCAAUGCUAAUGCAGCUGUGCAAAACCAGAACUGAAGAGGUUUACCGUAAUUAUGAAUGUUGGAAAAUAAAAAAUAAAAACUUAUCUGCAGCUGAUUGUUAUAUCUUCAGUUCAUUUUGUUUUUCUCUUAGUUAAAUCUUUUUUUUCCGUCAUUGCUGUAAAUUCUUUGAAUCAUUUAAUACUUCUGUGAAAAAAGUUUAAAACACAUGUAGCUCUGUAUCACUAAAUGACUUUAUUCUUUUCUUGAUUUUUAUUCAGAAACACAUGGAAUAAAUACUUUUGUGCGCAUGCA